UAUAUAAACCCUUCUCCCUGGAAUCUCUCGGUUGCCUCUCCACUCCUCCCUCUGAUCGGAGCUAUUGGCGAAGGUAGUGGGAUUCUCGAGGCGAACUCGCUCAUCUUCAGAUCUUGCGUUGUGGCAAUGGAGGGGACUACGGUGUUCACGCCAUCACUGGAAGGCAUGAAGCACGUCAAGUCUGAGGGUGGGGAGAUGCUCACCAAGCCCUUCCUCGAUGUGUGCAAGCUUGUGCUGCCGGUCAUAGAAAAGUUUGGAGCUGCAAUGACACUCGUAAAGUCUGAUAUAGGGGGUAAUAUUUCGAGAUUGGAAGCCAAAUAUAAUUCUGAUCCAUCAAAGUUUGAGCUCCUCUACAGCAUGGUCCAUGUAGAGGUUGAAUCCAAAACGGCAAAAGCUUCUUCAAGCUGUACCAAUGGGCUUCUGUGGCUGACAAGGGCCAUGGACUUCCUGGUGGAACUAUUCCGCAACUUGGUUGAACAUCAUGAUUGGACAAUGUCACAAGCUUGUACAGAUUCCUAUGCCAAAACUCUGAAGAAAUGGCAUGGUUGGCUGGCUAGUUCUAGUUUCACGUUAGCCAUGAAACUUGCUCCGGACAGGAACAAAUUCAUGGAAGUGAUAGGAGGAUCAGGUGAUCUAAAUGCCGAUAUGAUGAAAUUUUGCUCAACUUUCUCUCCUUUUCUUGAAGAGAAUCACAAAUUUCUGGCUAGUGUUGGUCUUGAUGAUCUCAAAGCAUCUUGAUUUUUCUUAAUUUAUCUUUAUGAAAAAUAAUUCCCAUCCGCUCAUCUCGAGUGUUAUAUUUAUACUUCCAAAGGUGAACUUAUGAGUUCAUAUUUAUGAAGUUCCAAACCUGUUCUAAAAUCUCUUAUUUCCUUGUGUUUCUUUAGAAUGAACCCUAAUUGCUUGCAGU
Dioscorea cayenensis subsp. rotundata (Guinea yam) is the source of this 907-nucleotide messenger RNA. Its product is annotated as glycolipid transfer protein 1. Bases 127 to 738 code for a protein of 203 amino acids. Gene Ontology annotation, cellular component: membrane; cytosol; cytoplasm. The transcript has 7 exons. Gene Ontology annotation, molecular function: ceramide 1-phosphate transfer activity; ceramide 1-phosphate binding. NCBI's taxonomy places the organism in Eukaryota, Viridiplantae, Streptophyta, Magnoliopsida, Dioscoreales, Dioscoreaceae. The record is from RefSeq and is a predicted model, not a curated record. Gene Ontology annotation, biological process: ceramide transport; intermembrane lipid transfer.